Molecule: messenger RNA, 1250 nt
Organism: Rhopalosiphum maidis (corn leaf aphid)
Lineage: Eukaryota; Metazoa; Arthropoda; Insecta; Hemiptera; Aphididae
Exons: 7
Coding region: 68-574 (168 amino acids)
Molecular function (GO): odorant binding
Source: RefSeq, a predicted model, not a curated record
UAUUAGGAAUUUAAUUUACAUAUCUAUUAUUUGUUGAUCGUGUAAAAUAAAAUAUUUCAUUACAAAUAUGUUUACUAAGACUCUAUUGGUUUGUCUUUUUGCAGCUAUUUCAGUGAUAAUACCUGUAAGUGCUGAAAAAAAAUAUAACAACCAAAGCGAACUUAUAGAUGAUAUGUUAGAUAACUUGUUUCAGUGCAUGCAAGAACUGGACCUAAAUCCUGACGUUUGCGGUGAAUUGUUGGUAAAGGACAAAAACCACGACGAUAAGAGGUACGAUAAUUGCAAGUGCCUCGGCCCGUGCGUUGCAAAGAAAAUGGGAACGAUGAACACGGAGACCGGCAAAUGGAACUGGGCCAAAUUUAAACAGUUAUCGAAUUUGUUGGAUAACGAAAUCCUCAAAAAUGAGGCAAAUAUAUUGCAAAAAAACUGCUUCGAUGAAGUAAACACUCACUGCGUCGCCGGUUACGCGUUCAUGAAAUGCGCCUUGGAACAUUCCCCGAUGGCUAAAGAUAUGGUCAAAAACUAUUUGUCCACCAAAGAAAACACUCCAAACGAAGACGAAGCCGGAGAAUAACACAAUGCAUACCUAAUAUUAUAAAGAAUUGUACAAUACUUAAUAAUUAUUAUUAUAUAAUGUAUACGCAGUUUAAUGCACUCAUAUACCUAGUACGGUUCGUUAUGCGUUUCAAUUAAAAUAUACAAUAUAAACAAAUACAUUAACACAAAAUCAUAAUAAUUUGCACAGAUUCAUAAAUAUAUAUUUUUUUUAAAUUUAAAACGGCAUUUAGUAAUAAGCCGUUACACUCAUGCCAAUUAUAAUAUAUUUAUAUAAUAUAAUAUGCCUUAUACGUCUAUAUAGGUUGUUCAUAAAUGUCUAUCGUAAAUCGCAUGACAAUGCGUACCUAUGUAUAAUAUGAUUAAUAACCAGUUAACUGUGUUCCAUGAUGUUGCAUAUACCUAGGUAAUAGCGGGUUACCUUGCCUGCGUGCAGGUAACGUUACAUUAGUUCGGUCAUGACGAUAAUGUAUAAUAGUGUUAAUUAUUAUUGACUAUUGUGGCGAGUAGUAGAAUAUAUAUAUAUAUAUAUAUCUAUACUUAAGACGACUAAAUUCAUCGUAAUCAUUGGACAUUGUUGUCACGAUAUCGAUAAUAGAAUCGUUGAAUUAUUAUUAUAUUGUUAUCUCGACGGAAAUCAUGAAACUCGUAAAAAAUCAUAACGGCGACUGAAUCGUUAAAAUGUAUUAUUCAAA